AUGAGCAGGAUUCUUCUAAGAGGUAUUCAAUGCCAUGCCUGUCGUCAGAAUGUCAUUCGAUCCUUUGUUUCUGCUUCUGGCGUGACAAUUACUCCUCCAGCGAUUGGUUCAGUUUCGACAUUUAAUCCACAUCUAUCUGGAAGCUUUCCAACCCGGCGUGUAGAGCUUUUCUCAAGCAAGGCCAAAGAUGAUUCCUCCCUGGCUGCUGAUUCAGUAUCCGAAAACUCCGCUGCCCAAGAGGACUCAUAUCCACAAGAAAAUUCCCAGCAACAUGUCCCUUGGUACCUGCAGGAAGAGCUGCAAGAGAUGGCACCACACCCGAUGAGACAGCAGCAAGAGUUACCUCCGCUUCCAGAAAAUCCACCUCCAAUUCUAAAAGUUCUUCUUGAGUACAUAUCUGCUGAUAUUGGCCUCGAUAAUCUCAACCUUCUCGACCUUCGCGCACUCGAUCCCCCCCCUGCUCUGGGAGCAAAUCUGAUUAUGAUUUUUGGGACCGCUCGAGGCGUCAAACAUCUCAAUGUGUCAGCGGAUAGAUUUUGUCGAUGGCUACGGACUACCUAUAAGUUACGACCUGAUGCUGAUGGCCUUCUGGGGAGGAACGAGCUAAAAAUCAAACUCCGAAGAAAAGCUCGGCGAGCAAAGCUAGCCAAGCGCGCCGGAUCAACCCUUACACAACCGGACGAUGGCAUUACAACCGGUUGGAUAUGUGUCGAUGUAGGAAUUGUUGAAGGUGGUCAACUUAGCAAGCCAGAGGGGGUGCAAAAGGCUGGGUUUGUUGGUUUCGGAACGGUUGUUCAGGGUACUCGAAUUGUUGUCCAAAUGAUGACGGAGGAGAAGAGGGAAGAAAUUGACUUGGAGAGUCUUUGGCGUCAGACUCUUGAAGAAAAUUCCAUGGAGAAUCAAGACCUCCCUAAACCUCAGGCGGAAGAACCUCCACAAGUGGUGGGUUUUACUCAUGAACCUUCAACUAUUACAACGGCUGACUUCAGCCAUCGAAUUAGCCAAACACCCCCAAUUCGAGCCAACUAUGAACAACUGAGGAGUAUAUCUACAAGUUUGCAUCGGCUACGAGAUAAUAGAGGACCUGCCACGGAUUUUGUUCCCACAGGCACAGCGGCAGCAACUAAAUCUGCUGAAUCAAACUCGAGCCAGGUAUCGUUACCAUCCCUUUUCAACUAUUUAUCAAACCUCGAACCCGAUAAAGCUAUCGAUGAACUGGGGCAAGGGGUGGACGAUAGAACUUCUACAGGUUUUUUACAAAAAUUUUACGAAGAACUCGCAAGAGCUGCUCCCCAAAUAGCCUCCACCCAAAGACUAGAACUUAUGUGUACUGCAAUCCUUCUUCAACAUUCUGGCUAUCGCAAAGACAACCUCUUUCAAGCAUUCAAGGAGCAUAUCGUUUCAAAUUACCCUUUACCGCGGGCUCUAGUCUUGCGGCUUCUUGAUGCGUUGCUCGCAUUCAAAGCCGAUCCAAACUCGAAUCCCCCAAGACUACGUCUUCCCAGUGCAGAUAUGGAAUUGGCAUUGCAACUUAUAGAGAAUGCAGCUCUCAGGGGCGCCAAUAUCUUCCAUGCAGACUUCCUCAUCAGAGUCUUCCUUGCCGUCUCAUAUAGAACGAGAGUGUAUGCGGUGAAGCCGGAAAAUCUCCACAGUGCGGCAAUUACCGGAAAUCGCAUUCCUGUUUCUAUCGACGAAUUCGAGUCUGUGCAGCGCAUUCAGACGCGCCUAGCUAGCAUUAUUAGAGCUGCGAAAGUUGCACUUGGAGAGAAAGAAUACUUAGACAUACUUCGUGUGCACUCCAACCAGGGCGAGUAUGCGAAAUUCUGGAAUGCAUGGGGUGAAGUAUCCCUUCAAGGCAUUCAUCGAGGGAAAUCGUUUUAUCUGUUUCUCUUCGAUCUCCACGCAGAAUUGGGGGAUUGGCAACAGUCCAGGACCACACUUUUGAACUGUAUUCCAAUGAUGUGGAGGGAGGAUCCGCCAAUUUUCUUUGAUGCUGAGCUAGCAGAGGCUGUGUCAAAAUGUAUUGCCCUCGCAUAUCCAGAUAUAGACGACAGAGUCCAGCAAAACUUGCCGGCUCUGAUCGUCAAGACGUGGCAUCGCUGUCGAAUUGCAAUACAAAAUCAAAAAAUGAGCGAGCGUAAGGAGCGUCUGAUUCAGGCAGAGCUGGGCACGCUGCCAGAAAACUAG
Paracoccidioides lutzii Pb01 is the source of this 2187-nucleotide messenger RNA. RefSeq lists its product as hypothetical. Gene Ontology annotation, biological process: mitochondrial proton-transporting ATP synthase complex assembly; mRNA stabilization; mitochondrial gene expression. The record is from RefSeq and is a predicted model, not a curated record. Bases 1 to 2187 code for a protein of 728 amino acids. Gene Ontology annotation, cellular component: mitochondrion. The transcript has a single exon.